Molecule: messenger RNA, 777 nt
Organism: Trichomonas vaginalis G3
Lineage: Eukaryota; Parabasalia; Trichomonadida; Trichomonadidae
Product: organellar and viral DNA polymerase type B
Exons: 1
Source: RefSeq, a predicted model, not a curated record
AUGAAUGAGAAACAAAUUCUCGGCGUUGCUGGUAGCAGUAAUGAUGUACACCUUAUGACAUUAGAAUAUUAUAACGAACAUAAAGAUGAACUGAAAGGAGAGAAGGGUGACACCGGACCACAAGGACCACAAGGAAUACAAGGAAUACAAGGAAUACAAGGACCUCAAGGCGAAAACGGUUUGGAUGGAAAGGAUGGAAAGGAUGGAAAAACUGCUAAAUCAUGGAUAUGGGACCUUAUAAAUACUGGUUUAACAGCUGCUUCAUAUGGAGUUCUUCAAUACCAAAUCGGAAAGAUAUGGGCAGUACUUGGUGAAGAAGCUUUAGAUGACGUUAAAAAUGCUUUGAACUUCAUUUCAAAUGGUUCGGAUACUAUUAAAACUUUAUCUGGUUGGAUGCAAGAAACAAGGAGUCAAAUAGAUACUGUAAGACGUAUAGCAAACAAUGCACGUACGGGAUUGGAUACUUUACGAAAAGCACAAAAUACACUAAAGGAAGCAAAUGAUAUUCUUGGCUCAGUAUCAGACAUGCAUGAAGAUUGGCUUAAAGGUAUUGACAAAUCUUUAAAAAAUCACAGUCAGUCUAUUGCUGACUACAAGAAAAGUAUAGAUUUUUUACAUAGUGCUAUGGACGUACAUGAUGGAAGCAUAAGGAACUUACUUAAUGCUAACAAUAACUUACCAGGAACUAUUAAAGCAUUUAUAAAGUCCUUUGUAAAACCCGGUGCUCUAACAUUUAGGUCUUUGAGAGCAAGAGCAUUGAAGUCAAGAGAUGCAGAA